AUGGAAUUCGGUGUAAUAUUAGGGUGUGUUAUAACAACUUUAAUUUGUUUAAUUUUUGUUAUUAUUUGUUCAUUUUCCUCUCUGCAAGUAAAUGAAUAUGGUUUAGAUUAUAGCUCUAUUUCUAAGACUAUUAGCUAAACUCCUUUUGAAGCAGGUGUUCACUUUUUAGGUAUUGGACAUCAUUUCCUUGUAUUCCCAAAAACAGUUAUCAAUAUCGAAUUCAGUAAUGAGCGUGGAGCAAGUGCUGGUAUGAUUAUGGGAAGAACUUAAGAUGGUCUUUAAGUUAACUUAGAAAUAUCAUUUUAAUACAAACUUCUCGUAAAGGACCUCUAUAACCUCUACACAAGAUUUGGUUUAAAAUAUGAACAAGUAUUUGUAUAUUAAUCUAUUGAUAUCCUGUAGGAAAUGGCUACUAAAUACACAGCAUCAGAUUUUUUCACAGAUAGAUUUAACAUAGGAACUGAAAUGUAAAAUAAACUGAAUGAAUAUUUCUAAAAAGAAUUCUGCUCUAUUGUAGAAUUUUUCUAACUGAGAAAAGUUGAUUUACCAGAUAAAUUCGAACAUUCAAUUUAGGAAACAGAAGUUUAAAAGCAAUCAAUUUCAAAAGCCUAAGCUCAAAAGUAAAAAAUAGAAGUUGAACUCUCUACUAAAUUAAUGGAAGCGGAAUAUCAAGCCACUGUAGUUAAAAAUCUUGCAAAGGGUGAUGCCUAAUCAAUUAAAUAUGAUGGUGAAUCUAAAGCUAGAGCCUUCUAAGAAGUUCAAGACGCUUAUGGUCUGUAAUAUAAGCACAUUAAGGAUGAUCUCUAAUUUGACAACCUUUCUCUUACAAAGUACAUGAAAUCUAAAAUUAUUAGAGAAUACGAAGGAAAUGAACUUAUCAUUAACCUUGAUUAAACUGAUGCUGGAAGCAAGAAGUGA
Molecule: messenger RNA, 918 nt
Organism: Tetrahymena thermophila SB210
Lineage: Eukaryota; Ciliophora; Oligohymenophorea; Hymenostomatida; Tetrahymenidae
Product: SPFH domain/band 7 family protein
Exons: 7
Cellular component (GO): membrane
Source: RefSeq, a predicted model, not a curated record